Messenger RNA from Hyla sarda, 1973 nucleotides. RefSeq names its product coiled-coil domain containing 32 (gene CCDC32). The record is from RefSeq and is a predicted model, not a curated record. The transcript has 4 exons. Lineage: Eukaryota; Metazoa; Chordata; Amphibia; Anura; Hylidae. The coding region runs from base 151 to 675 and encodes 174 amino acids. Gene Ontology annotation, biological process: cilium organization.
ACGGUUGGCUGUGGUCCUAGUGACGGACAGGUGAGGCGACCAAUCAGAGCUCAGCAUGGAUGACAGUGAUUGGACGGUAUUGGACACGCCUACAGACGGGCGGAAGUGCUGAACAGGAGCUGGAGAGUGAAAGGAGAGUCUCCAGCACCAAUGAGGAUGAUCGAGAGCCUGGAUUCGGCCGACAUGGUGUCCAGCAGUGACAUGUGGGCGGAGAUUUGCCCCAGCGCCCCGGAUGUCCUGGAUGAGAACCCCUCGGACUGCUUCACCGAUUCCUUCCUGUGUCCUCAUCCUAGUGAGAUCCCCCAGAACGGAGCCGCCUCCUACUCCCCAAAACCCUGGGCCCCAUUACAAGACUCAGAAAUGUACUUAGCAACAUUAGAACGCAAGUUACAGAAAAUUAAAGGUCAGACGUGUGAGGUGACGUCCAAGGAUAUGUUACUCUCUCUGGGGAAAGCCAAAAAAGAAUGCUGGGACCGAUUCCUGCAGGAAUCCUCUGAGACCGAAGCUUACAUCGAUACCGGUGACCUUGACAAUAGCACGCUAGAACACUUGAAGAGGUGGCUGCAGCCGGAGAAAGUGGCGAUCAACGCGGAAGAAGUACAAUACCUAAUACCCGGCGAAUCUCCGCCAGUAAGUGGCGACAGCGAGCAGGACUCGUCUUCUGUGGAGCAGUGAGGUCCUCUGUGCUGCUGUGGAACCUACGGUCCGUAUAUACAAAUAGUUACAAUGUAUAUUUUACCUUCAUCCUGGACAACAUAAUUAACUAAAAUGACAUAAUUUAAUGUAAUAAAACUUUGAUAUUCUGACUUUUUUACACUUUAUUUGUAUUACGUUUUUAGUAUUAUAUAUGUUUAAAAGGAAUUCGCUAUGUUUGCUGCUAUAUUUGCCUCCAGUUCUUGCAAAACUACAACUCCCAGCAUGCGCUCCCCCUCCCCGCAUACAUUUAUUCUGCAGGGGGACACUUGCCCGACCCUUUUCUCCUCUGACAUCCAGAGUCAACAGAGAGUCGAGAGGUCAUCGUACACAUAGAUCAGUGUUUCCCAACUGGUGUGUCUCCAGCUGUUGAUAAACUACAACUCCCAGCAUACGCUCCCCCUCCCCACAUACACUAGCACAUUUAUUCUGCAGGGGGACACUUGCCCGACCCUUCUCUUCUCUGACAUCCAGAGUCAACAGAGAGUCGAGAGGCCAUCAUACACAUAGUUCAGUGUUUCCCAACCGGUGUGUCUCCAGCUGCUGAAAAACUACAACUCCCAGCAUGCACUCUCCAUCCCCGCAUAUACUAGCACAUUUAUUCUGCAGGAGGACACUUGCCCGACCCUUCUCUUCUCUGACAUCCAGAGUCAACAGAGAGUCGAGAGGUCAUUGUACACAUAAAUCAGUGUUUCACAACCGGUGUGUCUCCAGCUGCUGAAAAACUACAACUCCCAGCAUGCACUCUCCAUCCCAGCAUAUACUAGCACAUUUAUUCUGCAGGGGGACACUUGCCCGACCCUUCUCUCCUCUGACAUCCAGAGCCAACAGAGAGUCGAGAGGCCAUCGUACACAUAGAUCAGUUUUUUUUGAAACAGUGUUCCUCCAGCUGUUGCAAAACUACAACUCCCAGCAUGCCUGGUUAGCCUGUUGAGGUGAUGGCAGUUGCCAAACUUCUUCCUAUUUCUUAGCCUAGUGUCAAGGAGGUGGGGCCAAGCUGUUUAAGUGCCUCAUCUCUCAGCUCCUCCUAGACGGAUUUACUCAGGGAGGGCCUCGGAGGCAAGGGCAAGUGAGGAGGCGUGCCAGGCUGUGGCACAUGAGUGAAUGGAGCCAAGUUGUAAUACCAUACACAACCUGGAUGUGGUGCAGUUUUUGGAAGAAAUUCGCUCAGUUUUUUUUCCUGACUAACCCCUUUAAAAAAAAAAAAAAAGUUUAAUGCCAUUUAUUUUGCUUUCCUAUAGGCGAUUAUUUUUCCAAUACACAUCACAUACAAAAACCAA